AUGGCUAGUUUUUCAACAGAAAUGAACACAUCACACAAAAUAAGAUCACUAAGCUUACCUUCAAAGCUAAAUCCGAUCAACCACAGAAUUGAACAAGAGCUGAAAAGGCUCCGAUCAAAAGAAGAAGCAUCAACAUCAGCCUCGGAAAGCAUCAUCAUUGGUGUAUCAGGGCUAGAAAAAUUGUAUGGUUGUAUCAACCAAGCCUUGAGUCUUCCAAUGACUCAACAAGCUCUCUCACUUCGCCAACAUGAGAAACAUGUUGCUGAAUUAUUCAAGGGUUGCUCAAGCCUUCUUAAUGCUUGCAGCUUAAUCAAAGAAGUUGUUUUCCAACAAGUCGAAAUCACAAAAAGUCUUGAAUCUUCAUUUACAGAAAAGGAAGAUAUCUUAAAAAUACGAAGCAAUAUAGCUAAUUACAACUCCUUGAGGAAGGAGGUAAUAGGUAAAGCGAAAGACAUACUUAUGUCAUUAAAUCAACUCAAUGCUGAAGUCCUCGGAGAUGAAGAUUGUCACCGAUCAACUGUGAUAAAAUCACUAAGAUGUGUUAGCAUCAUUAACUUGUCUGUGUUCGAGUCACUUAUUUUAUUCUUGUCAGUGCCCAUGUCUAGGCAAAAAAAGUCACUGGUUUCUAAGCUGAUGAACAAGGCGGGGAAGUGGAAGUAUGAGAGCGGAAAUGAGAUAAAUGAUGUUGAUAAUGUGCUGCAUCAAUUGGUUUCGACAAAAGAUGCAAACGAUCAGAAGCUGCUGUGUUAUUCACUAGGUAAAUCGAAAGUGUUGGUAGGUGUUGUGGAGGGAAUUCAGAAUGAUUUAGAGAAGAUGUGCACACAAUUAUCGAAUACAAAAUUGUCACUCAUGAACAUACUCUCAUUCUAG
Molecule: messenger RNA, 870 nt
Organism: Chenopodium quinoa (quinoa)
Lineage: Eukaryota; Viridiplantae; Streptophyta; Magnoliopsida; Caryophyllales; Amaranthaceae
Exons: 1
Coding region: 1-870 (289 amino acids)
Biological process (GO): root development; shoot system development
Source: RefSeq, a predicted model, not a curated record